CGUCGGCAGCUGCAGUUGCAAUCGUAAUACAAAAAAUAAAAUAAAUGUCACUUUUGUCAGAAAGGAAGUAAGCACAUUGUGUUCAAUUUGUUACAUUAUAAAAUAUAUCUCUGUAUUCUUGCGCUUAAAUAGUGUUAAUCAUCGACGAGUUCAAUGCCGUUCCAAUGAUGGAGCUAUUCAUCUGAGCCACGCAGAGUUCUAUGGAAUACACCUUCAAUAGGCAGACUGCUACAUACUUUUUCCGCAGUUAAGAAGUAUGUAUAGCAAUGAAGAAAUGCGAUGCCUGCCGUAACCGUUGCGAUCGGGGGGCUCCGGACCGGCCUGGAGACGACCGGGACCCCCUCCUAAACACUCCUGCCAUCUUGCAGGAGGAGCCCCACGAUUUACCCAACUUAACGUGCGGCAUCUGCACGAUGUUCCCGUCGUGCAUGUCGCUGCUGCCGCGACGCAACGAGCCGCGCCCGCCGCGCCCGGGGCAGGCGCCCGUCGUGCUCAACGUGUACGACAUGUACUGGACCAACUGGUAUACAGCGGGUGCGGGUGUGGGAGUGUUCCACAGCGGAGUACAAGUGCACAGCUCGGAGUGGGCGUACGGCGGGCACCCCUACGCGUUCACGGGCGUCUUCGAGAUCACGCCGCGAGACGAGCGGGAGCUGGGCGAACAGUUUCGAUUCAGGCAAAGCGUGCACAUAGGCUACACAAGCUUCAGCGAAGAGGAAGUGAGACGGCUGGUCACAGAGCUGGGCAAACAGUUCCGCGGUGACAGGUACCACCUCAUGAACAAUAAUUGUAAUCAUUUCACGUCCGCCUUUUGUUUGGCGCUAUGCGACCGGGACAUCCCCGCGUGGGUCAAUCGGCUCGCGUACGUCAGUUCCUGUGUACCUUUCCUACAGCGCUGCUUGCCUAAAGAGUGGCUUACCCCGGCGGCGUUGCAGCACUCUCUAGCGGCGCACUCGCGGUCGUCUUCGCCCGCCACGCCCUCCACGCCGCAAUAGCGCCACGAAAACCUGCACUCAUGCAGACCCAAAAGAAAACGUGUUGUGCAUAUUAAUUAGAUGUAAUAUUAGUUGAUUGUACAUUUGGCGCAUUGUCGAACACACUAGAAUUACUAAUGUUGCCAGGUGGU
This is a messenger RNA of Maniola jurtina (meadow brown), 1126 nucleotides long. RefSeq names its product deubiquitinase DESI2. Gene Ontology annotation, biological process: protein deubiquitination. The transcript has 9 exons. The record is from RefSeq and is a predicted model, not a curated record. Gene Ontology annotation, molecular function: deubiquitinase activity. Bases 267 to 995 code for a protein of 242 amino acids. NCBI's taxonomy places the organism in Eukaryota, Metazoa, Arthropoda, Insecta, Lepidoptera, Nymphalidae.